CUUGCUUAGGGUGGUGCUGUAGCGGUAGCAUAUCGAAGUACCCACCCCCACACAAAAGUUGGCCGGGCUAGAUCAUGUCUGAAGGUUUGAGGUUUCUAGGAGUCAGCUGUCCUGAACCUUAAUCAUAGAUAACAGUGAGUCUUCGUGUUUUUGUAUGCAACAUAUUUCAGCGCGCGCACACUCGUUCCAUUUUUCCAGCACAUGACAAGCCUGGGCUGCUGAAACGCAUGAAGUCUUGAAGACCGUCAUACACGGAAUCACCUUCGUUUUGCCGGGCUCUCGAAAGCGAAACAAUUAGAUUCGACGUUCUCGUUGUGUCCUGCAAUCUCUUCUAGACUAAAUGAAAAUAGAGCACCAUCCACUCGUCCUCUCGUGUGUUCUCUGCUCCUCGUGCUUGCUUCUUCUACUCCAUCCAUAGCAUUCGAUCCAUCCCGCCGGGGACAUGAAGAAGCCACACCUCCACUCACGCAUUUCUUGUAACGUCGUCUUCACCAUUUGGUUCCUCACGUCCUUCUCUCUAAUCGAUUCCCUUCUGGGCUCGGCGGACUCCGAGGCUUUCCGGGAGCCGGUGGACUGGCGCGGCCUCGGUCUGCACGACUACCCCAACCUAAUCAAAAGGCCCAUGGACCUCGGCACGGUAAAGCUCCGCCUGGAGCGGGGGGCGUAUCCGACAGCCGAGGCCUGCGCCGCGGACGUAAGGCUGAUCUGGGACAACUGCAGGACGUACAACACGGGAGGGGUGCCGCGCGACCUCCACAAGGCAAGCGAGAAACUCGCGGCGGACACGUUAUCGAAGCGGUUCGAGACCCGGCUCGCGAAGAUAUUGGCGGGAGGGCGGCCAAAGUCGUCUUCCAGAGGCGGCGGCGGCAGCAACGGCAACGGCAAAGGCCCUGCCAAGCCAAAGGGCGGCGGCGGGGGGGGCGGCGGGGGCAGCAGCGCCAGUGUUACCGCGGCGGUCGCCGCAGACCCCACAACCGAAGACCGGCGCAGGCUCGCGAGGCACCUGGGACGGGCGAGGAUGGAGGACGUGACGGCUGCGGUGCACGAGAUUGACCGCGGGUGUCCGGAGGCGCUGGUGCGCAGGCGGGCAGGGCAUCAAAUAAAGAGAGAAGAAGGAGAAAAAGCAGCAGAAGAAACAGAAAAGGGAAGAAGCACCGGUGGAGGUUGUGCUGAUGGUGGUGGCGGGGGGAAUGAUUGCGUGGAGGCGUUGGUCGGGAGGACGGCGGCGGUCGAGAUCGAGGUCGACGUCGACGCGCUGGACGCGUGGACGUUCUGCGCCGUCGAGCGAGUGGUGGCGCCCCAUGUGGCGCUCAGAAGAGCUUCAAGAGUCACGGCGACAAGGCGGGCAAGAAAGAAGAGACCGGCGGCGGCGCCCGCGGCUGUGCCUUCGAGUGGUGGGAGAAGUAGUAGCAGCGUAGGAAGCGGGGGUGAUGGGGAAGGGGUGGCGGGGGCGGGCGAUGCGGCGGGGGCGGGCGAUGCGGCAGGGGCGGAGGUGGCCGAAGGGCGGCCAAGUAAAAGGUCCAGACCGGCUUGUAGUGAAUAGCACGAGUAGUUGGGCAGCACGAAGGGUCAAGGCUCAGCUGUGUGAGCCGACGGCUGAAUCUGACAUGUCCAUCUUUCGUUUUCCCAGUGACGGGUUUGGUUGUAGUGGUGCUGGCGAAUGAGCCGCGUAUCGGUCCACGUAUGAUGCAUGCAUGUUGUUUUACGUUCAAGCCUGUUGUUGCCGUCUACGGGAUACUGCGCUUUUCGUCCUUACUUUUAGUUUCAAAUUGAUUUUCGACGUUCUUGUAAUCUCAGUCUCAUUUAGAUGUACUUGGUGAAGGGUUGUGUGUGUUCGUGUUUGUUUUCAUUGUAGCGCGUGCGUGUGACGUUUGCCUUGUUCGUUUAUCAGGGCGCACUUGCCAAGCCUGAUUCCGCGGAAGAUGCAUUGCACCCUGGGGUGUGCGUGCAUUCGUUGAGCAACAAUCCGGUUGCUGGUAUCCCUUCCAAGUACAAUGCCGUGCCAGUCCAUCCUUAUCUUAAGAUGAUAAAAGUAUAAAGAUGUCCUUCAAAAUAGUACAUAAGGUGAAGCUCUUGAUGAUCCCAACGGCAGGAUAGAGACGCGGGUUUGCGCUACCACAAUAGGAAGAGCGGGCUCAAAGGAAGAUUUGAGUUGCUGGCUAUUCUGCUUCUAGGCCAUGUGCAAUGGGCAUGUGUAUACUUUGCAAUGUAGCACGACUUCCUGCGGCCUCUGCCGAGCAGCUCGAUCUCACCUACUGUAUUGAUCACGUGGCCUCGGACAUUCUCGGCGAAAACAGCGCCGUUGCGACCUGACAUUGCCGGCAGCCAGCGUCUGGAGGUCGUUCGAACUACUUCCGGGACAUGUAGCGGUUGCCGAGCUUUCGUAUGAUGGGUCGAUCGAAACGGGGGUAGCAUACACCGUGGUUGGCGUGUUGAUGGCAUGAAGUGGUAACGUGACUGCAUUUCCUUGUUGCUGGUCUUUCGCUGACGUAGAGGCGACUGCUGUGGCGCUCGUCAGGAUGUACCUCUGGGGGUGCGCCCUGUGCUUCUCGCACGCUAGACGUAUAUUCUAUUGCCUCCCGGCACGACAUGGGUUGUCCUCAUCGCCGUACGUUGUCACGUGACGCUUGGGUAUUAGUUCGAUUCGGUUGACUGAUCGUGCUACAUAUAGUGCUUUACACCAUAUUUUCCUUGGCGGGGUUCACUUCAAUAAAACAUGAAAGACAUUUUCCA
This is a messenger RNA of Ectocarpus sp. CCAP 1310/34, 2733 nucleotides long. The record is from the annotation of a GenBank genome assembly. NCBI's taxonomy places the organism in Eukaryota, Phaeophyceae, Ectocarpales, Ectocarpaceae.